UUCGAUGUCAGCUUAGAAAACAAGAAAAAAGCAGAGAGAGAAAAGGUUAGAGGAGAAGAAACAAUAUACAGUGUAUCAGUCUCUGUACUUUCACAAGCUUCCAAGCUCCCAUCACUGUACUCUCUUCCAUUCAACUAAUGCUUCUGAUGAUAUAAAAUCUUUUAGAAUAUUAUUUUUCUUUUCCCAUCACUUCUUACACAAUCAUCAUUAUCAUCAAUAUCUUCUUGUGAUUGAGAGGUCGCUCUCAAGAUUUGAGUGAAGCAAAGCCAAUCUCUUUCGAUGGAUUACGAGCGAAUCGGAAAGACCCAGGGAAAACAGAAAGCAAGAUUUGGCGUUUUCCUUCAACUUGGUUACUAGCGGCGGCGGCGGCGGCUUAUCUCCGGGGAAGUUAAGGAGUAUGCUUCUCGGUGUUGAUAGAAAGAAGAAACAAGAUAUGCUUGAAACUGGGUCAAACCAAAUCCAUGACCUUGCAGCUGCUAGUGGAUCAGAUGAUUGCAAAGACGUUGAUGUUGUUGUGACUGAGAUCACUGAUUCUUCUACUUCUGGUACGGUUGGAGAUCUUCAAGUUCAAGAUGAGUACCCUGGUCUUGAUUACGACAAUGUGAACGAGAUCAAGAGCCUUUCUUCUACUGCAUCAUCCCUCUUCGAGUUUCAAAAGACAGACAAGGAGAAGACCACUCCAAGAAUGUCCGUUAGAUCAUUCUCUAAACCGGCUCCAUCUAAAUGGGAUGACGCUCAGAAAUGGAUCGCUAGUCCGACAGCUAACCGUCCCAAGACAGGACCUGUGUCGAAGAAAGGGCCUCCUAGCUUCGGUCGGCAGUCUUCUAUGAAGAUCGUUGAUGAAGAGCCUGAUACAAAGCGAGUAGAUGUAAGCCAGGUGAAGAAGAAGGAGACGGGACACAAGUUUGUUAGCUGGGAAGUUGAUUCGUAUCUCAAACCUGUUCUUAUGGUUGAGAACUCAGCAACUGAAGUGAAUCUCAGUCGACAUGACUCGUCAAUGGCAACUGCGUUUGCUCAACCACCGCCUUCAACAGCGAGAUCUGUCUCGAUGAGAGACAUGGGAACCGAGAUGACUCCUAUAGCGAGCCAAGAGCCUUCUAGAAACGGGACACCGAUCAGGGCAACGACGCCGAUCCGAAGCCCUGUGACUUCUGCACCUUCGAGUCCAGGGAGACGAGGGUUGAGUAGUAGCAAGGAGUUGUCUGAGAAAGAGAUUCAGAUGAAAACUAGGAGAGAGAUAAUGGUGUUGGGAACACAGCUUGGGAAGUUGAACAUUGCUGCUUGGGCUAGCAAAGAGGAUGAAGACAAAGACGCUUCUUCUCUCCAAACUUCUAAGAGUGUUUCUGAAGCUCGCGCGUCUGCCUGGGAGGAAGCUGAAAAGGCUAAGCACAUGGCUAGGUUUAGACGCGAGGAGAUGAAGAUACAAGCGUGGGAGAAUCAUCAGAAGGCGAAAUCUGAAGCCGAGAUGAGGAAAACAGAGGUGGAAGUUGAGAGGAUAAAGGGACGAGCGCAAGAUCGUUUGAUGAACAAACUAGCUGAGAUUGAGCGGAAAGCAGAGGAGAAACGAGCAGCGGCUGAAGCAAAGAAGAAUCGUGAAGCAGCUAAAACAGAGAAACAAGCUGAACAAAUCCGAAGAACAGGCAGAGUACCUUCAUUGUUGUUCUCUUGUUCUUGCUUUUGUUCUUAGUAACUCCACCAAGAACCAUUCAUGUCUUUCUGUCAGUUUGUACAAUAAAAUCUUUGUAAAAGUACCUUUUUAUUGUCAUCUAUAUUCACCUACGGUCAAAGUUUACUCAAA
Messenger RNA from Raphanus sativus (radish), 1798 nucleotides. RefSeq lists its product as uncharacterized. The transcript is spliced from 7 exons. Lineage: Eukaryota; Viridiplantae; Streptophyta; Magnoliopsida; Brassicales; Brassicaceae. The record is from RefSeq and is a predicted model, not a curated record. Bases 398 to 1687 code for a protein of 429 amino acids.